Prorocentrum cordatum is the source of this 3309-nucleotide messenger RNA. The record is from the annotation of a GenBank genome assembly. NCBI's taxonomy places the organism in Eukaryota, Dinophyceae, Prorocentrales, Prorocentraceae.
CCAUGGCCGCCGCCGGUGCAGGCCAAGGGGUGCUCGCGGCCACGGCCGCCGCCAAGGGCCCGCUGGGCAGGGCUGGCUCGGGCCCGUGCGCCAGCCCGAGGCGCUCCUCGGUCGGCAGUGCGGCGAGCGGACGCAGUGGAGGAAGUCAGCCGGGCACACCUCGAUCAUCUGGAGAGGAAAACUGCGAGAUCACGAUCCGCGAGUCGCGCAAGUCCGCUGCCGCAGGAUCCGCCGCAAGUGCGAGCGUAGGCGUGCCAGAUACCCCGUACUUGAUGCAGGUAGAGAGUGCGUCGAAUCACCAGAGGCACGCCUCUGUUUGCAUCGACGGCGUGCUGAAUCCAGAAUGGCCUCCGAGGUUCGCAUGGGACCUGCUGGUCCUAAUCUUGGUCCUGUGUGACAGCGUGGUGAUCCCGUUCCAGCUGGCCGAGUUUGGCACGGCGCCCGGCUUCGACGAUUUCUGGCUAUGGCUCACCUUCUGCAUCUUCCUGUCCGAUAUGGUGAUGAACUUCUUCACUGGCUACCGCUCAGAAAAAAAUGACAAACGCCGGCCUGAGGGAACCCUUGUUACCAAGAAGGCUAGCGUUGUAGUACACUACCUUCGUGGAUGGUUCUGGAUUGAUUUUAUGGGCACUGUGCCAUGGCAAGUCAUCGCUGGUGCUUGCAUGCCAGACACUGACACUCAGCUCACUGUGAAGGCCGCAAAAGUGGUGAAGUUGACGCGUCUUCUGAGGCUCAUGCGGGUUCUGCGCCUCCUCAAGCUCACGGUCAAUUUUGAACGCUUCGAGGGCCAUAUUGGUUCAAUCACGGCAUUAAACGUGAUGAGUCUGAUCAAGGUCAUUGCUGUGUGGGCCGCGAUUUGCCACUGGGGAGCGUGCUUUUGGUGGAUGGUCGGCAAGAGGAACAGCUUGGUGAUGAUCCUGACGUCUCAGGACGACCGUCCGGACGGGCUCCAUUGGACGGAACUGCCACGCCGGCACAGCACCCACGACGAUUUUGGAGUUUGGACGUGGGUGCAAAGGCCCGCGUCCGAGCAGUACGCUUUUUGCUUCUACUGGAUCCUUGGAGUGAUGCGCACCAUGCCUGCUGAGGUCACGCCCGUCAAUCAGGUAGAGCGAGUCUUCGUGCUUAUCUUCAUGUUCUUUGCUAUCCUGGCCUUCGCCAUCAACGUCGCCCGCCUUACGCAGGCAUGGUUCAAGUUCAGCGCACGCAGAGAAGCGUUCAAGGAGGAAAUGGCCUACCUCCGCAUGCACCUGAGAGAGACCGAAUGUGGGACUUCGUUGCAGCUGCGCGCGCAGGCAUACUUGAUGCACCUCUUCCAGAAGAGGAAGCUCCAUGCCAAGGAGGCGGGCCUGCUGAACGUCCUGCCCGAGGGGCUGAAGCUGCAGAUAAGAAACGCUUGCGUGACCCCCCAUCUUAGGAAGAUCUCACGCUUCCAGGACUGGUCCGAGUCGGCCCUGCGACGAGUCUGUGGUUGCACCCAGGCUGUGGAUUAUCUGACCGGCGAUAAAGUCACCGAGAAGGGCAGUGACGCAGAGACCGCUUACGUGCUCAUGAGAGGUGCCAUUCAGGUCUAUGUGCCCCUCCGUGAGGAAUCUCGGGCGACCACUUCAUCAAAGCUCCCACGCAUUACACUGUCGUCGACUCAGACCAGCGCCCCCCUUCAAGUCGUGGACGAGCAUUGCCUGUUCGCCGAUCCGGGGCAGAAUGUGUUCAGCAGAGACACGGUGAUAGCGAUGGAGUGCUCGGAAGUGCUGUGCAUAGACCGACGGAGGUUUCAAGAGGUUCUGCAACGGAUGAAUCCCGCCAGCUUUUUUUGAGUCCGCGGUCCUAAGCCGUUUUGCAGUACAUGACGGCCAGCUGGGGCAUCGGAAGUUGAUUGCCCGCCAGCUUCCAGAUUGCAGACGACGCUUCGCAUCAGCACGGCUGGAUGUGGUAGCGUAUCGUGUGUGGGUGUUGGGCAUUCUGGCAGCAUUUCAGCUCUUGCCUGGAUCGUCUGGUGGUCCUUUCGGGCCGUCCUGGGAGGCUAUCGGUGUCUGCUGGGACCGUCUUGGUGCUCUUGCGUGUCUGAGCGGACGCCUUCUGCCGAGGCCAGUGCUCGCAAGACACGGGGGGCUCCGCCCGCGCCCACUGCAAUGGCGGACGGGCUGGCGCGCCCAGGCCGAAAGCGUCGAAUCGCCGCCGCCCUGCUUUUUUCAGGACCGUGGGUGCCUGGUUCUGCCACGGGACUGGCGGCCUUUCUGCCUCCCUGGAGGCGGCCCUUUCUGAUCCUCUCGCGAUAAUGACUGUUCUUGCCUGGGGGCGGGCGGGAGGCGGCCCGUCUUUUUUCACUCGCGGCGAUAACUGGCAUACCAUCCGCUGCCUCUUGGGGUCCUCGAACACCAGUUCUGUCCUCCGCCUUCUCUUUGCUUUAAUGUACAGACCAUUCGGGGCUCGGAAGCUCCAACUCCAUCCCUCACAUGAGCUGAGGGGGGAGGCAGCCGUGAGCGGUGCGACAGCUGCUGUGGCAGAGAGCCAUCUCGUUCGCCAUGCCUUCGCAUCUCUUUGUCUGCUUCCUCGGGUUUCCUCCCUUCUGAGUGCAAGCGCCCUUUUUGCUGAGGGUGCUGGGGAAGGUCUCCUCUGAUGAUAUGUCGCUUUCUUUCUCUUUUAGUCUGCUCGAACCUCCUCUCUGUGCUGUGAGCUGUGCGCUUCACCUGGUGUCCGCGAGAAUCACUCGUGCGGGUACCGGCGGGCCCGCCUAUGGGAGCUGUACGCACGCUUGCGCAGCUCAGAGUGCUCAGGCGUUUUUUUCCACACGUGGCCCGAUGCAUCGCGCUGGAGUUGACCGUACAUCUGCAAUUCUGUUCUUCGCCCUCUUUCUUCCCUUGUCUCGUUUCUUGCUCCAAAAAUUGUCCGGACUCGUCUCCUGCCCUGGUUGUGCGCGAAUCCUCAGGGGGCGACAGCUCCCUCUUGGACGGCCCCCUCUUGGACGCCCCCGACGACCCACGCAGCGCCACGGAUCUUAGCACGAGCUGCUCCUGCCGCUCGGCAGGGGUGGUUCCUGGACCGCCGGGGGCUGCCCCCACGGCUGUUCACCCAGCGGGCCUCGUCCUGGGGCGCACCAGCGCGGCAUCGGCCGACCGGUGCGGCGUGGCCGGCGGGCGGGCUGGCGCCGCGCGCGGCGAGCAGAUUCUGCCGGAGUGUCGCUCAGUGCCGGAAGCUCGGCGCCAGGGCUUUCAUCGGAGCAUCGGGGCUCUAGAGGCGGAAGGGCCGCGGCGCCGGCGAGCCCGUGGGGGAGCGGGGGGCGACGCAGCACGAUGCGAGAACCACGAA